CAAUCCAUCCCAAAUCCCCACGAUUUGGGAGGAUUCCCUUGGGAUUCCCUCCGAUUCUCCCUUAUCCCUUCCCAUCCUCUCCGAUGCUCGGUACUUAAGGAUGUAUGCUCUUGCUCAUUUUAAUCAAUCAAGUUCUCAGUUUCUGAUAUGGUAUCAGAGCUCGUUUCCGCCUAAGCGGCUCUUGAUCCUCUCGCUCCGUUGGAGCCUAGCAUUUGCGUCUUACGACGCAAAGCUUUUCUAGUCGCCUCAACUCAGCGCGGCGCUUCUUAUCGGGCUGAGCCCCUAUCGGCGACUUAAGAGCUGCGCUACGCGCGGAGAAAGGGUCCUUGGAGCAUCAUGGCAUAUCCUUCCGCGUCUCUCUCAAACCCGAUCACUCCCUUACGCCUCGACCCAAAUGGCUCAAGCCCUAACUUCAAGGAGUGGAGCUAUGGGGUUGAUAAGCAUCUCCUAAGCCGCAAAAUUGAGGGGAUUUGCCUCAAGGAUGUCCUCCUCAAUCGCGGCAAAGGAAAGAUGCCGAUCCUUCCCAAGAAGCUCUCGGCCACAGCCACAGGGGAAGAGUUAAAAACCCAUGAGGAAUCCAUGUCCAAGUAUGAGGAAUCUUACAGCGUGUGGGAGCAAGCCGACGCCGCUAUCAUUGGCGUCUUCGUCGGCACUACCCCUUCCGAGCUCGUCAAAACUUACCAUAACUACCCCUCCGCGCACGCCAUCUGGGAGUACCUCAACGACCGCUUCCUCAACAAAACCGCUGUGGGGGUGGCGAUCCUCAUCCCCCGCAUGUUUCAAGAACGUCGCACCCACGGCGGCAAAUUUGCACCCAAAGCUCAACCCUGUGUCUACCUCGGCCACAACCUGGACUCUCCCGAUUACCUUUUCCUCAAUCUCUCCACCAAUCAGCUCAUUCGCAGCCGCGAUGUCGCCUUUGACGAGAGUCGCCCUUUUUACCUCUCUUCACCACCCCCCACCGCUCCACCUUCGCUUGUGUGGGCCGAUUUCGAUACUUCACCCACCCCACCUCCUCCCUCUGCUGCUCCUGCGGCCCCCUCACUCUCACCUUCCCCAUCUCCUUCCACUCUCUCUCACCCCUCUUCGCCCACUGGCUCAGUUGCCCGUUCACCUCCGCCCGCGCCUGCACUUCCCCCUGCACCCGCUCCUGCAGCUGCCCCUCCACCUCCCUCUCCUUCUGUGGCUCCCCCUGCCCCCGCGCCUCCCUCCCCGCCUUCACCUCCGCUUCCGCCUCCAACCUCCACCUCUCCUCCCGACUCGCCCAUCACCUAUCGGGAUCUCCCCGAGGACAUCUACAUGGAACGUCCUCAAGGAUUUCCCUUACCCUUUCCACCCGGCACGGUCUGGAAGCUGAAUCGACCAGUCUACGGGUUGAAGCAGGCUCCUCGGGAAUGGCACAAGAAGCUGAAAGCAACCCUCGAGUCACUCGACUUCCACCCCUCCUCAGCCGAUCCGAGUCUCUUCAUUCGCAAGAACGACAGCCCGUUCUUCAUCCUUGUCUACGUUGACGACAUGAUUCUCGUCUCCAAGGACUCCGAUCAGCUGGCAGCUUGUGCUCUCGCGUUACGUUGCUGCCGGUCGAUACACCAAUCGCCACUGGUCGGCUGCUAAGCGCGUCCUUCGCUACCUCCAAGCCACCAAGGACUACGUCCUCACUUUCGGUGGCACGACCCCUCCUCACCUCGAGGGAUACAGCGACUCCUCAUGGGCUGAUGAUCAAGCUGA
Closterium sp. NIES-67 is the source of this 1728-nucleotide messenger RNA. Lineage: Eukaryota; Viridiplantae; Streptophyta; Zygnematophyceae; Desmidiales; Closteriaceae. The record is from the annotation of a GenBank genome assembly.